This is a messenger RNA of Callorhinchus milii (elephant shark), 834 nucleotides long. RefSeq names its product leucine-rich repeat-containing protein 55. Bases 1 to 834 code for a protein of 277 amino acids. Gene Ontology annotation, cellular component: plasma membrane. Gene Ontology annotation, molecular function: protein binding. NCBI's taxonomy places the organism in Eukaryota, Metazoa, Chordata, Chondrichthyes, Chimaeriformes, Callorhinchidae. The record is from RefSeq and is a predicted model, not a curated record. The transcript is spliced from 2 exons.
AUGUAUUGGCUGCUUCUCCUGCUGUUGGGCUUCAGGCUGGGCCGGGGUUGCCCAGCUUCCUGCUCGUGUCUGGGGCAGUGGGUGGACUGUAGCUCCAGGGGUUUGCUGACAGCCCCCACCGACAUCCCCGGGGAUGUCAGGAACCUGAGUCUGGCUCACAACACAGUGACUGUCCUGCCUCUCGGUUACUUCAGCUGCUACCGGGAGCUCCUGGUGCUGAGCCUGAGGAACAACUCCAUCACCGACCUCCCACUCGGACUCUUCUUUCCUCUCAAGAAACUCACCGUCUUGGACCUGAGUUACAACAACCUGACACAGGUGACAUCUGGGCUGUUGCAGCCGGUGGAGAAACUCUCUCGCCUGGUCCUGAGCCAUAACCCCGGCCUGUCAGUCAUCAGCUCCCAGGCCCUGUCCGGCUUGACCCAGCUCCAGCACCUGGACCUCAGCUACAAUGGCCUGACCUCCCUGGACCUGGAGACAGUAAAGAAGCUCCCGGCCCUGAUCUCGCUCCAGCUCGCGGGCAACCCCUGGCUUUGUGGCUGCAACAUGGAACCGCUCCUGAAGUGGCUUCUCACCAACCCGCACAACUGUAACUCCGAUUCCGGGGAGCUGGAAUGUUCCGGGCCGAAUGAAAUCAAGGGAAUCCGUUUUUUCUCACUGACAGACGAGAGUUUCCGCGCCUGUCGUCUGUCGCUGACGACGGACGAUUAUCUGUUCAUCGUGUUUGUCGGCUUCGUAGUCUCGAUCGCCUCCGUCGCAACCAACUUCCUCCUGGGGAUAACAGCCAAUUACUGUCACCGCUGGAGCAAGGCCAGCGAAGACGAGGAGAUGUAA